This is a messenger RNA of Spodoptera littoralis (African cotton leafworm), 921 nucleotides long. The record is from the annotation of a GenBank genome assembly. Lineage: Eukaryota; Metazoa; Arthropoda; Insecta; Lepidoptera; Noctuidae.
AUGGAUGACAUAGUGGACUAUUUCGAAGAGUUCAUCAAAAAGUCCCUGGUCGUCAUUUCCCUGGGACUAGGGACGCUUAUCUUGAUGAUCAUGUACGUGUUCAAAAUGUUAGCCGAUAGACCAAACGGCCCACGCGCCCUCUGUAAUGCAGAUCCCGAACUUAACCGGAGCAAAGCUUCAGUCCUAUCUGAAGGCAAACGCUCUCACACGCGUUGCAGAUCCUGCAAUUCAAUUAAUUCAGAACCGAAGAAUGUAAAUUCCUGUAUAUCUAAUCCAGAUAAAUCGAGUUCACUGUGUUCGAAUCCAAAUAAAUCGAGUUCAGUUUGUUCGAAUCCGGAUAAAUCGAGUUCAGUUUAUUCAAAUCCGAAUAAAUCUUGUUCGGUUUGUUCGAAUACGAAUAAGUCGAGUAUAGAGAGUUCGAAUGCGAAUAAAACAAGUUCAGCUUGCUCGAAUACGAAUAAAACAAGUUCAGUUUGCUCGAAUACGAAUAAAACGAGUUCAGCUUGCUCGAAUACAAAUAAAACUAAUUCAGCUUGCUCGAAUCCGAAUAAAACUAAUUCAGCUUGCUCGAAUCCGAAGAAUUGCCAAACUAUGAAUACAUCGACAAGCAACACCAUUCUUACUGCCAAAACAGCGUCUAUAUCAGCCCAAAUCACAUCGCACCCAAGGUUUGAUAAAAAAACCCUAAGAGAAGUUGGAUUGUCUGGCUGUUCCAAGAUCUGUAGAUCGCGCAGUCGUACAACGGGAAAUUCUGAUACAGAAUGCAGAUCUGGACCGAAUACUAUUGAAAUUACUAAGACUCCAUCUGAGCAAAUGUGCACAACGAAACAUCAUUUAGCCAAUUCUCGACCCUGUACCAGGUACAUAGCAAUAAGAACCUCUUGUUGUUCUAUGUGCUGCGUAGAUGAUGACAGGCGGUGA